CUUCCUUUCUACUUUGCAAAUGCUGACCUGAUAUUUCCUCUCUGUUCCUCUCUCAGAGCUGCACCAGUGCAAUGCCCAGGCUGCAACAUUAACACGCUAAUUCUCCCAUUUUCACAACCCUUUCGUGGGGCGACUUGCCUUCAUUUUUUACUCUCCUUUCUUUUCUUUUCUUGAGCUAACUGCAGCGUUUUUUUGGACAUGCCUAACAUCGUGCUUUUUAGCGGGAGCUCGCACCACGACCUGUCCCAGAAAGUGGCUGAUCGUCUGGGGCUGGAGCUGGGCAAAGUCAUCACCAAGAAGUUCAGCAACCAGGAGACAUGCGUAGAGAUCGGUGAGAGCGUGCGCGGCGAGGACGUCUACAUCGUGCAGAGCGGCUGCGGCGAAAUCAACGACAACCUGAUGGAGCUCCUCAUCAUGAUCAACGCCUGCAAGAUCGCCUCGUCGUCCCGCGUCACCGCCGUCAUCCCCUGCUUCCCGUACGCACGGCAGGACAAAAAAGACAAGAGCAGAGCACCCAUAUCAGCCAAGCUGGUGGCCAACAUGUUGUCGGUGGCCGGCGCCGACCACAUCAUCACCAUGGACCUCCACGCCUCACAGAUCCAGGGCUUUUUUGACAUCGCUGUGGACAACCUUUACGCAGAGCCCGCUGUCCUGCAGUGGAUCAGAGAAAACAUUCCUGAGUGGAAAAACUGCAUCAUCGUGUCUCCUGACGCUGGCGGAGCAAAACGUGUGACGUCCAUCGCCGACCGUCUCAACGUGGACUUUGCUCUCAUCCACAAAGAGAGGAAGAAGGCCAACGAGGUGGACCGCAUGGUGCUGGUGGGAGACGUGAAGGACCGCGUGGCCAUCCUGGUGGACGACAUGGCCGACACCUGCGGCACCAUCUGCCACGCCGCCGACAAGCUGAUCGAUGCCGGGGCGGUAAAGGUCUACGCCAUCCUCACACACGGCAUCUUCUCCGGUCCGGCCAUCUCUCGCAUCAACAGCGCGCCGUUCGAGGCGGUGGUGGUGACCAACACCAUCCCACAGGAGGAGAAGAUGAAGGCGUGCCCCAAAAUACAGGUCAUCGACAUUUCCAUGAUCCUGGCGGAGGCGAUCAGGAGAACCCACAACGGCGAGUCCGUGUCCUACCUCUUCAGCCACGUUCCCUUAUAAAGAAGGAGAGCGGGCGAGCGGCCCCCGGCCUCUCUCUCUCUCUCUCUCUCUCUCUCUCUCUCUCUCCCCUGCGUCGGGGCACUUUUUGCCACAUUUCCUCCAGAAAAGGCUCAAAAAAAGGCUUUCUGGUUUUUGGCCAUGUGACUGUUUAGAAGGUCACGCCCACACAUUCUUUGACAUUUUCACCCAGGAGACGGAGAGAAGACCAAGUUUGUAUUUAUGAGUAUCUCAUUCUUUUUUCUUUUUUUUUCAUUUUCUCCCUCAUGUUUCGGUCUUACCGACCUCGAUCGCCCGAGGCCCGGCCUUCACUUUAACCAAAGGCUCCAUUAUGUCACAAUUAUGUAUUAUUUUUUACCUCAUAUUGAACUUUAAAUGAAGCAUUCCACCGUGUCAUGUGAUUAGAAUUAUUUUGGCUUUUUCUGCUUCACAAAAAAAAAGAGAAAAAAAAGCACCUUUUUGCCCCAGAGUGUUUGCUUUAACCGCUGCUAAAAGUAUUAAAAAUAAAUCUAGCUGAUGCUGUAUUGAUUGUAUGCUUCGUGCUAUCAUUGGGCCACAGGACACAAAUAAAAACACUUUUUUUUGUGAGUGUCAUGAAUGUGCUGGUGCAUCUCUGCAGUGUAGUCUCUCCCACAAUAAGCUGCUGUCACCCAGUGGUGGCUCAUCUGUACGACAACCCUCUCCUUCAUAAUUGUGCUGAACAGCUCUAAUAUUAAGUAACAACUUUCCAAACUGUCCGACAGCUCUGUAGUUGAUUUAAAGUGUCUGAUGCGAGGUGUAGCUGGGUGUUUUUACCCACGUUCCAAAAGGUCAUGAGUUAAAAAUUGAGCCUGAAGCUUGUUAUAGUGUUGAUUUCACGUCAUCACAGCUGUAACGGGUCACUUGUGUUUGAAUGAGGCAGGUUUCACUGUUUGCCUGUAGGUGGAUUUAAAAACAAACAAAAAAAAGUUGGAAAAGUGUGAUUUAAUUUUUUUUUUUUUUAUAUGUAACACUUCAAGCUGUAUCUUUGACAAUAAAGCCCUGACAAUGGCUUAAA
Centropristis striata (black sea bass) is the source of this 2188-nucleotide messenger RNA. RefSeq names its product ribose-phosphate pyrophosphokinase 2. NCBI's taxonomy places the organism in Eukaryota, Metazoa, Chordata, Actinopteri, Perciformes, Serranidae. The record is from RefSeq and is a predicted model, not a curated record. The transcript has 7 exons. Gene Ontology annotation, molecular function: ribose phosphate diphosphokinase activity; magnesium ion binding. Bases 199 to 1155 code for a protein of 318 amino acids. Gene Ontology annotation, biological process: purine nucleotide biosynthetic process; 5-phosphoribose 1-diphosphate biosynthetic process. Gene Ontology annotation, cellular component: ribose phosphate diphosphokinase complex; cytoplasm.